ACCAAGCGAAUUUUGGCUCAUUUAAGACGAUAUAGAAUUUGUACAGAAAUUGAAGUAGUCGCCCUGGAGCGGUACGCGAUGCUUUCUCACGCCGACCUCCUGGAUGCUCGGCUCGGUGAGUUGUCCUCACUAAACUCCGGGGCUAAACUCCACUGGAUGAAAGAUGCGGCGGAGUUACUCGGACACAGAGAAGCUCUUAAGUGUCGCUUGGGCGGUGGAGUACCGGAUCAUCCCGGGGACAUGGCUCCUGGCUCCGAGUCCGUGGAAGGAACCACGCUUCUCCCCGGCGAAGACAUCACCACGGUGGGAUCCAACUCUGCCGUCAUGUCGGUCAAUGGGAAGGAACCAGAGAAGCAGCAGCAGCCUCAGCAGCAGCAACAGCAACAGAACUCCGGUCCAAACAGCAACAGCACCAGCCAGCAGAAACAGAAGCGGCACCGGACACGUUUCACUCCGGCCCAGCUGAACGAGCUGGAGCGCAGCUUCGCCAAAACCCACUACCCUGACAUCUUUAUGAGGGAGGAGCUGGCGCUGAGGAUCGGCCUCACCGAGUCCCGAGUCCAGGUUUGGUUCCAGAACAGACGCGCCAAGUGGAAGAAGAGGAAGAAGACCACCAACGUGUUCCGCGCGCCGGGGACGCUGCUGCCCACGCCGGGUCUGCCACAGUUCUCCGCGGCGGCCGCCAUGGAGAACAGCCUGUGCUCCUUCCACGCCAACGACUCCCGCUGGGCCACGGGGAUGCCGGGGGUCUCUCAACUGCAGCUGCCCCCGGCCCUCGGCCGCCAGCCCGGAAUGGCCCAGUCGCUGUCCCAGUGCAGUCUGGGUCACGGCCCCCCGCCCAACACCAUGGCCCUAUCCAACGGCCUGUCCUCCAACGGCUCCGGGCUACAGUCUCACCUCUACCAGACGCCUUUCCCCGGCAUGUCGGCAUCUCUCUCCGGACCCACGAACGUGUCGGGCUCCCCGCAGCUGUGCACUUCCCCGGACAGUGACAUGUGGAGAGGGACCAGCAUCGCGUCCCUGCGGCGUAAAGCUCUGGAGCACACAGUCUCCAUGAGCUUCACCUAGUGACUGGUCCCCCACAGGAACCCUCCACAGCACCCCGCGACCCCUUUUCAUGUUUGAGUCUUGAUAUCUAAAAACAAGCGAGAGAGUCACUGCGACGCGUGGAAGAUGUCGAACGAGUGACAGUGAAAGUCAUCCGAGUGCAGGACUCAAUAUUCAGGCUAAAAGUCGCACAAUUACGUGAAAACAAGUCAACAAAGUCGAUUGAUUCACUUGGGGGGAAAAAAUCAGAUCUUUUCUGAAUUUGAAAAUAAAAAGAAAUUUACAAUUACUACAUCGUACAUUAUAUAUCAUAUAUAGACACAAUAUAGACAAUACAGACAAUACAACAACAGACAAUACAAUAUAGACACAAUUUGACCAAAGAAUAUUCUGUUAAAGAUGUUUUCUUCUUGAGAAAACAUAUUUGUAACCAAAAUGGAGGAUUUAAUGAAGAUACCAAAGCUUCACUUGUCUUAAAAUGAAUAUUGCUCUCUAAACUUAAUUUUGUCUCUCGUUGUUCUGACUCAAUCACUGUAGAUUAUAUUUAUUUUCUUAUUUAUUUAUUUAUUUGCUUAUUUAUUUAGUAAUUCAUUUGUGUAGAGCAAGGUCGCAAAAGAAGGUGACGAUUAAUCGCAUCUUUGUUAUGAAGCAGAACACAUUAAACUGACGGGCAACACAAUUUGAGGAGCACUUACAGACGUUGUCCUAAACGGGGACGUGGCGUAGAUCACGCUCUUGUUGUCGCGCUUUCACGUAAAUGUGCGCAGUUCAGCACGGAGCUGAGUCCUGCCCUCGGAGGCACCUUCGCUUCACUUCCCACAUCUAUCCGCAGCACGUCGUCAAAAAUCAGGCCUGCACUAAAAGCGAAAAAAGGACUUUGACGAGAAAAUGGACACGUGGACAACAAACGGUUAUUUAAGUUAUUUAUCAAAGGUUUUAUCUUGCAUUGACGCUUAGCGAUAAUUGUAUUGAUCUGUACUUAUUGAAAGCAGAGGCGCUGAUCCCCUGGAUGCGUGGACCAUGAACCGAUACGGAAAAAAACCGAGCUUUGAGGGAAAAGCCAAGCACCCACACUCCCACCUCGAACGACGAUAUGGUUCCGGCAGAAGUACAGUGUUUGAAAACGCAAAAACAAACAGCGAUGACUGAUGUACUUUCAAGUAUUAGAGCAGAAUGGUUUCUGGCUACGUGAAUGUAUCACGAAACAAUAGCAACAACGUCAUCCUGUGUUUUGUUUUUGCUUGCUAGAGUUCUCAAAGAGUCGGCUACAGUACCUUGCUUCUUAAACGCGUUGCACAGUGGACGCCAUCUGUCAAUGACUACUUACCGACAUCUCAUACUUCCGGUAAUGCCAGUUUACACGCAGGACUUCCGGUGAUGUUUUUUUUCUUUUUUUUUAACCCCUGCAAGUUAUGAAAAACGGAAGGGUCUGAAGAAAAAAACAAUGCUUAUUUCACGUUUAUUGGACGUUUUGUUUAUUUAUUUAUUUUUGCUUUAUUAAACAUACUUCAUUGCUUUGGAGUCAAAUUUGAAAAUUUUGACUCCAAGCAAAUUUGAUUAGCGAAUCUAAAAUUCACUUGAUAAAAAAACAAACAAACAAACAAAAAAAAAAACAGUUUUCUUUUAGCCUUUGGCGUUCACUGGUCAUGCGACUUUGUAAUAAUAUAGAGUCAUACAAUUUACAUGCAAGCUGGACCUCACGAUACCAUUUUGCAUAAAGUGACUCUAGAAUAUAUAUAUAUAAAUAUUCUUCUGUAAUGGGGACAUGGACACUGUGGUUGUCGGGCACUUCCGAAAGGACAGUUGUGGGUAUGUGGGAGUGUGCUUAAGGUGCCAAACACAGGGGAGGGGCUUGACUGGAAAACUCGCUGGCCGUGAGAAUGAGAACCAAACAAUCAUCAUACUAGCGUUUCCACCGAGUGUCUGCUCGUGUUAUUGUGUUCAGGUGAACUGUGUUAUGUUAUUUACGAUGAUGACUCGGACUGCAGGUGGGUCUCCGGCGCUGCUGCACUGUGCAUGUGGAUCUAAUGGCUCGGACUUCUAACAGGGAGGGUGUCCAUCAGGACAUGGAGGGGACCGGUCAGCAGACCUCUCUCUGUGUCUUUUUAGGAUGUUUUGUGUGGAUAAAACAUUCUUGCUAUGUACCUACUGGUCUUUUUUGUGACAUGUUGAUCUUAUUGUAUGUGCUAUUACUUGAUACAUUUCUUAAAUGUUUGACCGACAUCGAAAUACAUCACACUGACAGGUUUGUAUACCGAUUUAA
Synchiropus splendidus (mandarinfish) is the source of this 3310-nucleotide messenger RNA. RefSeq names its product homeobox protein orthopedia B-like. Gene Ontology annotation, biological process: neuron differentiation; regulation of DNA-templated transcription. The transcript is spliced from 3 exons. The record is from RefSeq and is a predicted model, not a curated record. Bases 79 to 1068 code for a protein of 329 amino acids. Gene Ontology annotation, molecular function: DNA binding; DNA-binding transcription factor activity, RNA polymerase II-specific. NCBI's taxonomy places the organism in Eukaryota, Metazoa, Chordata, Actinopteri, Syngnathiformes, Callionymidae.